Messenger RNA from Culicoides brevitarsis, 1242 nucleotides. Its product is annotated as zinc carboxypeptidase-like. NCBI's taxonomy places the organism in Eukaryota, Metazoa, Arthropoda, Insecta, Diptera, Ceratopogonidae. The record is from RefSeq and is a predicted model, not a curated record. Gene Ontology annotation, molecular function: metallocarboxypeptidase activity; zinc ion binding. Gene Ontology annotation, biological process: proteolysis. The transcript has 3 exons. The coding region runs from base 1 to 1242 and encodes 413 amino acids.
AUGUUCAAAUUACUCGCGAUUUUGCUACUUGCAACUUUUGUUGCCACUGAAAAAGCUCGUUUUGAUCACUACAAAGUGUUUCGAGUUCAAGCGAAAAAUGAAAAUGACUUGAAAUUACUUCGCGACGUCGAAGAUGGAAAUUCUUUCAUGUUUUGGGAUUCGGCAAAAAAUAUUGGGGACUUUGCGGACAUCGUUGUACCGCCCCACAAAUUUGACGAAAUCGAAAGUCUUAUUUCGCGAUUUGGACUGAAAGCUAAAGUGAUGGUCAAUAACUUGCAAGAUAUGGUAGAUAGUGAGAGAAUUGGUAAACGUGACGAGCCAUUUGGAUGGGAAGCAUAUUAUCCGCUUGAGACAAUUUACGAGUGGGUUGCUAACCUGUCGAGAAAGUAUCCGGAUGUCGUUUCGACCUUUGAAAUUGGAAAAAGUUACGAAAAUCGACCAAUUUUGGGAGUCAAAAUUUCAUACAAGGAAGGAAAUAAGGGAAUUUUCAUCGAAAGUAAUAUUCAUGCGCGCGAAUGGAUCACGAGUGCGACAGUAACUUAUCUCAUGAACGAAUUGCUCACGUCGACCGAUCCAGCAGUUCGGGAUUUGGCAGAGAACGUUGAUUGGUACAUUAUUCCCGUUUUUAAUGUCGAUGGAUUUGUCUAUUCUCACACUUCGGAUCGCAUGUGGCGCAAAACGCGUCAACCAACGUCGAGUUUGUGUUACGGAACGGAUGCCAAUCGCAAUUUUGACUUUUAUUGGUUCCAAGGAGGCGCAAGCAACAAUCCUUGCAGUGAAACGUACGCUGGACCAAAUGCAUUUUCGGAGCCAGAAACAAGAGCAUUGGGAGCAUAUUUCGAUUCUGUGAGCAAAAAUGUCUCGGCUUUCUUUUCGUUCCACAGUUAUGGACAAUAUUUCUUAUACCCAUUCGGAUCAAAACAAGCCCCUGCAAUCAACAACGAAGCUGAGCACAUUGCUGUCGGUGAAGCCACAGUUAAGCGACUUGCGGAACGUUACGGCACCAAAUACCGCAUGGGCAACACAAUAACUACCUUGUACGAAUCAUCCGGCAUCACGAUGGAUUGGAUAAAGGGCGUUUACGAAAUUCCAUUUGCUUUUACUUAUGAGUUCCGUGACACGGGAAAUUAUGGAUUUAUGUUGCCAGCUGAUCAAAUUAUUCCGAAUGGAGAGGAAGUGUUGGACUCGAUUGUGGCUUUUGUUGAAAAAUGUCGCGAAUUAGGAUAUUUUCCGAAAAAUUAA